This is a messenger RNA of Parnassius mnemosyne (clouded apollo), 843 nucleotides long. NCBI's taxonomy places the organism in Eukaryota, Metazoa, Arthropoda, Insecta, Lepidoptera, Papilionidae. The record is from the annotation of a GenBank genome assembly.
AUGGAGGCAAGAGUGCCCCGUGUGCUUAUUAGUAUAGCACUUGCAGUUUUCCUGCCUAUGGCGUCUACAAACCAGGAGCAGAUAGCUAAAGAAAACAUACCUCACUCAAGACAAAAGAGACUACUCUGGAUAACCAAUGAUGGACGACUAGCUCUGCCACCAGGAACUACAAUGGCUAUAACACCUUCACUGUCGAUGCCAUUCGUUCGGCAUCCUCCGAAAGGAUUUUUGUCUAAUAUGACAGUGAGCUUUCCAUUUACAAUUGAUUUCGACAAACUAGGACUCACAGAUAAUGAAAAUCCAUACGGCGAUCUUCCGCCAAUUUUCGCACGAUCAAUGGGUGGAGAAGCUGCAUCUGUGAUGGCAAAUUACAUUGGACAUUAUUUAGAUAAUCGACGUGGGAAACGAUCUGCACGGGUACCCAUACCUCCAGAGCUGGAAGAGGCAGUCCUGGACAGGUUUCACGGUGGUGAAAGAGCCCUAAUGUAUGGCAUAGCAGAGGAUCUCUUAGCUAACUUCGGUCUAUCAGGCAAGGAGUGCCUUCUGCGAGCUAUUUGUGAAAUUCAUGCGCACCCAUUAACAAAUUUUGGAUUCCUAGGAGAAGUAAUGAAAUUAUUCUUUAGCCCUACUAAGUCCCCGUAUUCCAGCUUUUUAGAAGAGUACGUUGAAGCACAGCGGGCUGGUGAAUCUGGCGGUGAAUGCUGGCCGUACUACCGCCUAUGCCCGAAAAGCAUUUUUCAACCAUCCUCCGCUAACAAGUAUUCGGAAACAGCAGAAAAUCUACACAGGCGGCAAGAACAAAAUAGCAUUGAUGAGAACAACAUAGAAGUAAAAGCAAUGUAG